UUGGUGUUGUGUGCGGUGUGCGGUGUGAUUCUGCGUCAUGUAUGCUGUCAAAUGUCAAUUUAACAAUUUCCAGAUAAUUUCCGAAAAAACGUGAAGUGGUCUUUUGUCAGUUCACCAGUGUUUGUUAUUUUUUGUGGUCAGCUUUAGGUUCACGAUAUUGAGUAACUGGAAGAUAGAUUUAUAAAGGAUGUCUUGGAAUAGUGGACCCUAUCCACAAGGAAACCAAGGUUACUAUGGAGGUCCACCACCGCAGCAACCAUUUCCGGGUGCCGGUGGUUACCCUGGUGCACCUCCAUCAGGAUAUCCUGCACCACCACCAGGUUAUCCAGGUGCACCGCCACCAAGUGCAUACCCUGGACAACCGGGAUUUAAUCCACCGCCACAGCAGCCAUACGGAAGCCCAUAUGACUCGGCCCCACAACCAGGUGAAACAACUCCCUUUUCUUAUAACACUGGCAUGUACGGAGGCGCAAGCUACCCUGGCGACGAUCCCGAAGUGAAGGGAUUCGACUUCUCAGACAAAAGUAUCCGUCGCGGCUUCAUCCGCAAAGUCUACUCAAUUUUGAUGGUACAGCUUUCCAUAUCUCUUGGAUUCAUCGCGUGGUUUUUGUACCAUGAACCGACCCGACUUUUCGUCAGAGCCCACGUCGAGUUGCUGAUUAUAUCCCUCGUGGUCUUGUUCGUUACAAUGAUAGCCCUGGUCUGCUGCGGGGAAGUACGAAGAAAGACCCCGACAAACUACAUUUUCCUCUUCAUCUUCACUCUGGCAGAAUCCUUCGUCCUUGCGGUCAGCUCCUCGACGUACCAAGCCGAAGAAGUUAUGAUGGCAGUUGGCAUCACGGCAGCCGUUUGUUUGGGGUUGACACUCUUUGCUUUCCAAACGAAAUACGAUUUUACGAUGUGCGGUGGAAUACUGUUUGUUGCGGUGUUGAUUCUGCUGAUCUUUGGUAUUGUCACUAUUUUUGUUCAGACUAAAGUUUUGAAAAUGGUCUACGCCUCAUUGGGCGCUUUAAUAUUUUCGAUCUACUUGAUAUAUGACACGCAGCUCAUGUUGGGUGGCAACCAUAAGUAUUCCAUCUCGCCCGAAGAAUACGUUUUUGCCGCUCUUAACUUAUACAUCGAUAUUAUUAACAUUUUCAUGUACAUUUUAUCGAUUAUUGGUACUUCAAGGGACUAGGAGUAGCUUACAAAUUGUGAAUAGUUUGUACUGUUUUGGUGAGAAUUUUUUUUGUUUUUUUGUUAAUUAUUGUUCUUGAAAAACUACGUUUUGUUAUAUUUGGUAUUUAAUAAACGCUAUGGAAAUAACUUUUCAUAAAUAAUUAACACGUAAGAAAAAUUUUUUAUUCUUUCGUUCGAAUACAUUUGGAGUACUACUCAAUGUUGGUUGUUGUCUUAAUACUUCUAACUAUGUCAACACCAGACUCUGAGACAUUUCUGCUAAUAUAACGUGACUUCAGGUGAUUUAAAGCGACUGAAUUUUAUGAUAACUUUUACACGGUAGAGGGAUUUACGCAGGCUUCACGUUUGGUAGGUCUUGCAGAAGUGUCUCAUGCUUUCAAUCUUACUGAUGAAAAUAACUGUAGAAUUCGAUCAGUGGAAGUAGUUUUUAGAUUAUUUGAGAUCAGUGAAUAUAGCAGCCACUGACAAACGCUUCACAUAUUUAAGACCUAAAAGCGUUUUGUGAUGACUCACUGUUACCUUGAUCACAAUAAUUAAUAAUUCCUUAAUCAGUAUAUAAUAAUAUAUUGUAUAGAAAUAGAGAUAACUAUAGUUUUUAAUGUUUACUGUAUUAUGCUUAAAUGAAGAAUAAAUGCACUGAAAUAUUGUCUUAA
Messenger RNA from Zophobas morio, 1832 nucleotides. Its product is annotated as protein lifeguard 1-like. NCBI's taxonomy places the organism in Eukaryota, Metazoa, Arthropoda, Insecta, Coleoptera, Tenebrionidae. The transcript is spliced from 4 exons. The record is from RefSeq and is a predicted model, not a curated record. Bases 188 to 1177 code for a protein of 329 amino acids.